CGUUAUGUAGUACGCUGGGUCGUCGCUCAGCCUGGAGUACGAAGUAGCGCGAGUCGGCGGAACAAAAAGUAUCGCUGGGAUUCUUACAAUAAAACUUUGGAGAAGCAUUCACAGCGGAGUGGACUACUAUACACCUUUCUCAAGGAGUAGACCACGCUCAUUAUGGAGUCCCAAAUAUGGAUUUAAGGUGGAGACGACUUGCAAUGGGAAUUUUACUCAAGGAAUUGGUGUUGCUUUGGAGUUGCUUGGUGUGGAUAGUUCACGGCUCGCCUCUCCUGCUGUUUGCCAACCGCCGCGACGUGCGUCUGGUGGACGCGCAGGGCGUGAGGGGCGAGUCGGCGGUGGUGGUGGGCGACCUCGAGGACGCGGCGGCGGUGGACUUCCUGUACUCCGAGGGCCUGAUCUUCUGGACCGACGUCAGCGAGGAGGCCAUCAAACAGACCCACUGGAACCAAUCGACCAACUCGUUUAAAGAAGCACUCGGGACAGGCCAGACUGCUGUUGUAUCAGGAUUGGAUAGUCCGGACGGCCUGGCGUGUGAUUGGCUGGGCAGGAAGCUUUAUUGGACGGACUCAGAAACCAAUCGGAUUGAAGUGGCCAAUCUGGAUGGAAGUUCCAGGAAAGUCCUGUUUUGGCAAGACCUGGACCAGCCGAGGGCCAUAGCUCUGAACCCAGCCCAUCGCUCAAUGUACUGGACGGACUGGGGGGAGGACCCCAGGAUCGAGAGGGCAGGGAUGGAUGGCAGCAACAGGGAAGUGAUUGUGGUGAGAGAGAUAUACUGGCCCAAUGGGCUGACCAUUGACUUGGUGGAGCAGAAGCUGUAUUGGGCCGAUGCAAAGCUCAGCUUCAUCCACAAAGCUAACCUAGAUGGAUCUGCACGUGAGCCGGUGGUGGAGGGCACCCUGACCCACCCGUUCGCCCUGACGCUGUCUGGGGAGACCUUGUACUGGACGGACUGGCAGACACGCUCCAUCCACGCCUGCAACAAGCACAACGGGGCGGAGGCCCGCGAGAUACUCAACGGCAUCUACUCUCCCAUGGACAUCCAAGUGCUGGGACCCCAGAGACAGCCCUACAUUCAUACUCCAUGCAGUGACCUAAACGGUGGCUGUAGCCACCUCUGCCUGCUGUCUCCAGUUGAGCCCUUCCACAGCUGUGCUUGCCCCACGGGAGUGCAGCUCAGACAGGAUGGAAAAACGUGCAAACCCGGAGCGGAGCAGGUUCUGCUGCUGGCCCGGAGGACCGACCUGAGGAGGAUCUCACUCGACCUGCCCGACUUCACUGACAUCGUGCUACAGGUCGAGGACAUCCGGCACGCCAUCGCUAUCGACUACGACCCCGUGGACGGCCACGUGUACUGGACCGACGACGAGGUCAAGGCCAUCCGGCGCUCCCGCAUCGACGGGAGCGACGCCGUCACCCUGGUCAACACGGAGCUCGACCACCCCGACGGCAUCGCCGUGGACUGGGUGGCCCGCAACCUGUACUGGACCGACACGGGCACGGACCGGAUCGAGGUAACGAGGCUCAACGGAACCUCCCGCAAGAUCCUGAUCUCCGAAAACCUGGACGAACCGCGAGCGAUAGUCCUGGACCCCGUCAGCGGCUUCAUGUACUGGACGGACUGGGGCGAGCGACCCCAGAUAGAGAGAGCCAACCUGGACGGGUCGGAGCGUCUGGUGCUGCUCAACACGUCUCUGGGCUGGCCCAACGGGCUGGCCAUCGACCACGCCGCUGGGAAGCUGUACUGGGGGGACGCCAAGACGGACAAGAUAGAGGUCAUCAAUGUGGACGGGAGCAACAGACUGACCCUGCUGGAGGAUAAGCUCCCCCAUAUCUUUGGCUUCACGCUCCUGGGCGACUACAUCUACUGGACGGACUGGCAGCGGCGCAGCAUCGAGCGGGUGCACAAGGCCACGGCUGUGAGGGAGAUCAUCAUCGACCAGCUGCCCGACCUGAUGGGCCUCAAGGCCACCAAAGUGACCGAGGCGCAUGGUACUAACGGCUGUGCGGCAGGCAACGGAGGCUGCAGUCACCUGUGUUUCUGGCACGUCCAAGGGGCCCGCUGUGCCUGCCCCAUGGGCCUGGAGCUGCUGCCAGACCUGCAGACCUGCGUGGUGCCCGAGGCCUUCCUGCUCUUCACAAACAGGGAUAGUAUUAGAAGUAUAUCACUGGGCACCAACAGUAACGACGUGGCCAUUCCUCUGACCGGAGUGAAAGAGGCCUCGGCUCUGGACUUUGACGUCUCAGAGAACAGAAUAUACUGGACAGAUAUCCAGUCUAAGACGAUCAGCCGAGCGUACAUGAACGGCAGCUCUCUGGAGCACGUCAUUGAGUUUGGCCUGGACUACCCUGAAGGGAUGGCCGUGGACUGGAUGGGCCGCAACAUCUACUGGGCCGACACCGGUACCAACCGCAUCGAGGUGGCCCGGCUGGACGGCCAGUACCGCCAGGUUCUGGUGUGCAAAGAUUUGGAGAACCCGCGCUCACUGGACAACCCGCGGUCCUUAGCCCUGGAUCCAGCCAAUGGGUACAUGUAUUGGACGGAGUGGGGCGGUCGGCCGCGGAUCGCCAGGGCCUACAUGGACGGCAGCGUCAUCGGGACCCUGGUGGAUAAAGUGGGCCGGGCCAACGGCCUCACCAUAGAUUACCUGGACCACCGGCUGUACUGGACCGACCUGGACACGUGCAUGAUCGAGAGCACCAACAUGCAGGGUCUUCAGAGGGAGAUCGUAGUGGAUGAACUCCCUCAGCCCUUCGGCCUGACCCAGUAUCGGGACUUCAUCUACUGGACCGACUUCAACCUGCGAAGCAUUGAGCGAGCUGACAAGCGCAGCGGGCUCAACCGCACGGUGGUACUGCAGGGCCAGCUGGAGCUGAUGCUGGACAUCCUGGUGUUCCACUCGUCCAGGCAGGACGGAGCCAACGACUGCUCCCUCAACAAUGGAGACUGCACCCAUCUGUGUCUGGCCACGCCCGCCGGCGCCCAGUGCCGCUGUGCCUCGCACUACACCCUGGACUCUGACAGGCACAACUGCAGCUCGCCCUCCAGCUUCCUGCUGUUCAGCCAGAAGUCGAGCAUCAGCCGCAUGGUCCUGGGGGAGCAGAGCCCGGACAUCAUCCUGCCCAUCCACGUGCUGAAGAACAUCCGCGCCGUGAGCUACGACCCGCUGGACAGAAUGGUGUACUGGCUGGACGGACGGCAGAACAUCCGACGGGCCCGCGACGACGGCACCAUGGCGGCCACGGUGGUGGGCGGGGGUGCGGCCCAGCCGGCGGACAAGCAGCCUCACGACCUGAGCCUGGACGCGUACAGCCGCCACGUGUACUGGACCUGCGAGAGCUCCAACACCAUCAACGCCCAGCGCAUGGACGGCCACGGCGUGGGCGUGGUCCUCAAGGACGACACGGACAAGCCCCGCGCCAUCGUGGUCAACGCCGAGAAAGGGUACAUGUACUUCACCACGGUGCAGGAGCGCUCGGCCAAGAUCGAGGGGGCCAGCCUGGACGGCACGGAGAGGGAGUCCCUGUUCACCACGGGGCUGAUCCGGCCCGUGGCGCUGGCUCUGGACAACAAGCUGGCCAAGCUGUUCUGGGUGGACGCCGACCUCAAACGCAUCGAGAGCAGCGACCUCACGGGAGCCAACCGGGUCGUCCUGCAGGACUCCAACAUCCUGCAGCCCAUGGGCCUCAGUAUCCUGGGGGACCACCUGUACUGGAUCGACCGGCAGCAGCAGAUGAUCGAGAGGGUGGACAAAGUGAGCGGAGACAAGCGCACCCGCAUCCAGGGCCGCAUCUCCUACCUGACCUCCAUCCACGCCGUGGAGGAGAUGGACCCGCUGGAGUUUGCAUCCCAUCCUUGUUCCCGCGACAACGGUGGCUGCUCUCACAUCUGCAUCGCCAAGGGUGACGGGACGCCGCGCUGCUCGUGUCCCGUGCACCUGGUGCUCCUGCAGGACCUGCUCCACUGUGGAGAGCCCCCCACCUGCUCCACGGAGCAAUUCACCUGCUCCACGGGGGACAUCGACUGCAUCCCCAAGGCGUGGCGCUGCGACGGCUUCGCCGAGUGCGAUGACAACAGCGACGAGGAGGGCUGCCCGGUGUGCCUCCCGUCCCAGUUCCAGUGUGACAAGGGCGGCUGCGUGGACGGCGCCCUGCGCUGCAACGGGGAGCCCGACUGCACCGACCACUCGGACGAGCUCGACUGUGAUGUUAUAUGUUCUCUCAACCAGUUCCGUUGUGGGGACAACCAGUGCAUCACCAAGAAGCAGCAGUGUGAUCAAUACUCUGACUGCACGGAUAGCUCAGACGAGCUUGGCUGUGACCCCCCUCUGUCCAGCGACCUGCCCUCCAGCUCCUCCACCAUCGGCCUGUUCAUCGCCUUCAUCCUGCUGGUGUUUGUGAUCAUCGUGUACUUCGUGUGCCAGCGCCUUGUGUGCCGCCGCUACAAGGGCACCGCGGGCUCCUUCCCCCACGAGUACAUCAGCGGAACGCCCCACGUGCCGCUCGACUUCAUCGACCCCAGCACGUCGCAGCACGGCACCUUCCAAGGUAUCGCCUGUGGCAAGUCCAUCAUGAGCUCGGUCAGCCUGAUGGGCAGCAGCAGCAGCGGCGCCCCUCUCUACGACAGGAACCACGUGACCGGGGCCUCCUCCAGCAGCUCCUCCUCCACCAAGGGAGCCUUCUACCCUCAGAUUCUAAACCCUCCGCCCUCCCCUGCUACUGACCGAUCCCUCUACAAUGCAGAGGUCUUCUACUCUUCCAAUAGCCCAUCAACUACCAGAUCAUACAGGCCCUACCACCACGCAGUGCGGGGCGCCGCUCCCCCCACCACCCCCUGCAGCACGGACGUGUGCGACAGCGACUACGGCCCCCGGCGGCUCCCGGGCAGCAGCAUGGGCCCCGGCAGCGCCUCGGGGGGGCCCAGCCGCUGGAAGGUGUCGGUGGGCCACGGCGGCCACCACUCCAAGCACAACAAGUACUACAUGGACCUGAACUCGGACUCGGACCCCUACCCUCCGCCGCCCACGCCGCUCUCCCAGUACCUGUCGGCCGAGGAGAGCUGCCCGCCCUCGCCGUCCACCGAGCGCUCCUACUUCCACCUCUGUCCGCCGCCGCCGUCCCCCUGCACCGACUCCUCCUGACCCGCGCUACGGCCCACGUCGAGGUGGUAAACAACAAGCCAGGCCGAUGGGUGAAACCUGUUGGAAAGGGACUUCUGGUGCUGGGGCAGUGAACACAACCAAAAGAGAACCAGAGGGAGGGUGUUAUAAGAAAGUACAGAAAAUAGAACAAUGAUUCGGGUGCUAUCGGGGGAAGAUCAAUGGUCUUACUCGCAAUGAUAUGGUUUGAUUGUCUACUGCUGGAGUCUGGCGGUGGCUCAAUUGCCUUGCUAACGCGUACGUCGGCGUACGUCGGCCAAUCGGGCCUUCCACUCAGAAACUGAACGCCUGCUCACCUAGUGGCAUUCGGCUGAAGAACAGGUGGAUUAUUUAUACUGUGUUAAAAAUCCUGGCAUCCUUGUCUCCCAGAGGACGGGUAAUCAGAGGUCAUCAGCAGCUCCACGCUGCUGAACGCUGCUCCACAUUUGGGUUGACCUGGGGACCUCUUCCUAGCAUUCCAUCCCCCAGCUUCUCCGCCCACUCUCUCUCAUCGUCCACCUUCUUAGCCUCCCUUCCUAUCAUCACCCAUUUCUCCUACCACUUUAUCUCAUAUGCCCCCUUCUCCACCUCAAUUUAUCUCUGUAGCUUCUAGGGCUGAACGAUUAAUUGAAUUCAAAUCGAAAUCGCGAUGUAUUGGAACGCGGUAUGCAAAUCGCAAAGGCUGCGAUUUAAGAAAAAAAAAGUGAUUUGUUACCGUUACUGACUGGAAAUCAGUACGAUUCAACUAUUUUUAUUUUUAUUUUACAAUUCAAAAGUUGAAUAAAGAAGUUUAUAAUAUAAAUUAAUUUCAACACAUCGGCAUGGCCUAAAGAAAAGAGCAGUUUUUAUGUUGAAUGCUUCCAAUGUUGUGUUGGUCAUACUAAAGAAUGAUAUAUUUAUUUUUUAGUGAAUAAUACACAACACAAGGAACUUACAACAAUAAAUUAUAAAAAUCACACACUAAUUCGCAAUCGCAAUAUUGGUCAACCUAAUCGCAAUUCGAUUAUUUCCCCAAAUCGUUCAGCCCUAGUAGCUUCUCAGCCAGCCUUUCUUUCAUCCUCUCAGCGGGGGGGGUGACGUGGUGCAGAGAACUAUGUACAAUGUAUCCAUAUCAACACAUAUUGAAGAUAUCUCAGUCAAUAUUGGGAUAGAUAAAUGAAGAUGGAAGUGGUUGAAUGGGGUCCGGACGGUGAGUGUUGUAGGGGACAGAAGUAUCACCGUCCUGGGUCAGGGCAGUGGUCCGCCGUGGCCUAUGGAAGAGUGUUUGAUGGGUGAGAUCGUCACAAGCUCCAUGGGUGAAACCUUCUGUGUACUUCGACUUCAAUAUAUUCACAUUUUACAUGUAUAUGUCCCUUGAAUUUUAAUUGAUGAGAGAUUUGAAAAAAAGAACAACAUUCAAUCAGCUUGGUUGGCAUGUGUUGAAAGUGUAGAAGAAAAGGAAAGAGGAAGCAUCAAAGUUCUCAAAUCAAACCACUGUGACAGCAGCGCACAAACAAGUCUGUAAGCUUCAUCAUCCUACUUCUGUUUGGGAUGGGCUCGGAUUAGAGCCAGCGAUGGGACUUUGAAAAGUGACGUCCCUUCGUGCCAAUUUCAACAAAAGACAUUGCGAAUGCGAUAAUGUGUUUCACCAGAUAUGUACAUAUAAAAUUAUUUGGUAAUCAACCCUACUACAUGACAGAACAAUACCAAAUGAAAUGUAAUGUUUGUACAUAACUGUAAUUAGGUAGUCAGCAAUUUGUAUUGUGAAUUAGAACCUGUUCCCAUCGCCACAGGUCACAUUGUUCUGUUUAAGUAUGUUGGCUGCUAGUGUGUACAUACUAUAUAUUAUGUAUUAUUCAUUUAUACAAUGCAGAAGUGUCCAAAUUUAAAAUUUCAUUCUGACAAUGGAUCUUAAAUCUAUUUUAUGGUUCAUAAAAAAAAAAAAAAAUCACAUAGUAAUCUUUGAGAAUGCAAAAUUAUAUUUGUCUGUACGUUGUGACAUAUGUACGUUUUUAUUUAAAUAUUAAUUUGCAAGUUAAAAAUGCUUAAUUUGGGUCGCUCUGCAAAUGUAGAGGGCUUCGGAUAACGUCAUUCUAAAGCAUUCAGCCUUUUAGUAACCUCUCCAUAAAACGUCCAUUGUAUGUUGUGGGCGUCAAUAGGUGUGAGUUGAUUGAUAUCAGGACACCAGCUGGUAAAGCGAAGUUAUAUGAUGUCACCAGCUGAUUAGGCGAUGUUGCAUGAUGUCUCCAGUCUACGAAGCCAUGUCGGAUGAUGUCACCAGCUGAAUAAGUCAUGGUGGAGGAUGGCACAAGCUAAAUAAGCGAUGUUAACAGACACCAGCUGAUCCACGGUUGUCAGCAUGUAUCCAACCAGAUUCCAACCACUUUGAAGACUUGCUCAGAAUGUUCAUCCGGCACUUAUCAAAUGCAUAGCAUGUCAUCCCUGCAACUGUUAUAAGACAAGAUGAAAGAUAAAAACAUCAUGGCACUUAAAAACUCAAGAUGGAUGAACAGGGAAACUUUUUAUUUUUUGUCUUGUAUAUACUAUUGCAACACAUCGUCGGUAGGAUAACACUAAUCUGUGUUACAAUGUGCUAAUUCCAGCUCACAUUCACUAGUAGUGGGCAAAACAACAGUUGGUCAAUUCUGAUUUAGAAAGAGCCAACAUCGGUGGGGCAAACUAUUUAGUUCUUAUUGGAUUAAGUUUGUGUUCUUAUAGCAAGUUUUCAAACAAAAAGAUGCAUCCUAUUGUAGAAGAUGCAGAAAUAUGUUGUCAUGUGGUCUUCAUUGUAAUUGUAUAAGCAUUAUCAGUAUAAUAUGUAAAAGCAACAUUGAGCUCAAUAGUAUUUAAUAGUGUUCUGGUGUCAAAGUCCAAAAAGGUUACAACUAUUAUUUUAAAACAGGAUGUUUUCCGCAAUUACCACAUACAAUAUAUGAUCAGAGCGUGAAAAUACAUUUAACAUUUGCAGUAAAAUAAAUCUAUUGUAGAUUAUAUUUCUAAUGUACAUUUGUUUCUAUUCUAAAGGUCUUUAGAUGUGUUUUGUAAUUGUAUAUGUCAUCAUGUUAGCUGGUUCUUGGUUUGCAUAUUUGGCAUAAUUACAUAUCUUGGAAAGAGACAAUUAUUUCCAAAUUAUGAUUCUGUAUUUUGUUCUUUUGAGUAUUUUCUUUUGGGUCGUUGUAUCCAAACACCUCCAAAUCUUAACCCAACACAGAUUAAAGAUUAAAGAGGAGCUACCGAAACCAUUCAAAGAGAUCUUUUCCAAGAGAUCUUUAUGUAUCACAUUUGUCCUGCUUGUCACCUUUGGUCUGUCUUUUUCUGUGACUCCUUCUCCAAACCUAAACCCUAUAGUGUGUUUCAAAAGUUGUCUUGCUUUUGGGUGUGAAGUGAAGGGAGCUUUGGGUUUUUCAGUAACCAGGUUGUUGCUGCUAAUUAGCUGGAAUUUACUUGUUGCUAUAGGUAACAUUUAAUUAGAAUAGCAAUCAUGGCAGCCAAACUCUUUUAGAUCUAUAAACAUUUUCCUCAAACCACUGUGCCAGUAAAACUAUGUUCCUCGAACAAAUCUUCUCAUUGUUGAGAUUUUUUUAUCAUAAGCAUUUUUGUAUAAUAAAGGUAUAUUUUAAAGAA
Gadus morhua (Atlantic cod) is the source of this 8744-nucleotide messenger RNA. It is a transcript of the gene lrp5, whose product is annotated as low density lipoprotein receptor-related protein 5. Gene Ontology annotation, biological process: nervous system development. The coding region runs from base 177 to 5144 and encodes 1655 amino acids. Lineage: Eukaryota; Metazoa; Chordata; Actinopteri; Gadiformes; Gadidae. Gene Ontology annotation, molecular function: protein binding. The record is from RefSeq and is a predicted model, not a curated record. The transcript is spliced from 29 exons.